Molecule: messenger RNA, 3349 nt
Organism: Cydia pomonella (codling moth)
Lineage: Eukaryota; Metazoa; Arthropoda; Insecta; Lepidoptera; Tortricidae
Product: arylsulfatase I
Exons: 12
Coding region: 365-1966 (533 amino acids)
Source: RefSeq, a predicted model, not a curated record
CCAUUCUAGUGCCCGUAAAGCCCAUCCUUAGAUAUAUGUCAAUGAUAAGCGUAUAAUAAAAAUAUAUAAAUAUUUAUUGGGUUAAAUAGUAUACAAUUUUAUUUAUUUAUUCAAUAACAACGCAUUGUUUGUGUUACAUUAGGUAUGUGUUGUAGCUUUGCAAGUUCACUGCGAUUCACUCGUCUAACUCUCAUUUCACGGCUCUUUCCACUUUAAGUUGACCCUGAGUUCCAUAACUAAUAAACGAUAUCAGAGUUCAGGUUAACUAAAAAUACAUUUUGCCUGUGGCGAUGUGCUCGGCGAAAAUUGUGAUUAAAAAUUAGGUGUAAAGUACCGUGGGUCAGUGUUUUUGCGACUGGCAGCCAUGCUGCUCGUAUUGUUGCUUGCGCUGUGCGCGUGCGUCGACGCCCGACCGCACAUUGUGAUUAUCGUGGCCGAUGAUCUUGGCUGGAAUGACGUGGGCUUCCACGGCUCCAACCAGGUACCAACCCCGAGCCUGGACGCCCUGGCCUACUCCGGGCUGCUUCUGCACAACUACUACGUGCCGCCCAUAUGCACGCCGUCGCGGGCCGCGCUCAUGACCGGGAAAUAUCCCAUACACACCGGCAUGCAGCACGGCGUGAUAUAUGGCAUGGAGCCGAGGGGGCUGCCGCUGUCGGAAACAUUGCUGCCACAACACCUACAGAAGCUGGGCUACCGCACGCACCUCGUCGGCAAGUGGCAUCUCGGGCAUUAUAAAAAGGAAUACCUGCCUUUGAAUAGAGGGUUCGAGAGCCACACCGGGUUCUGGACGGGCAGGAUCGAUAUGUACGACCACACGUCGAUGGAGCACGACACAUGGGGCACCGACUUCAGACGCGGCAUGCAAGUUGCACACGAUUUGUUUGGGAAAUACGCGACAGAUGUCUACACGGAUGAAGCCAUCAAGGUGAUCACAGCGCAUAACAAAAGUGAGCCACUGUUCCUUAUGGUAGCGCACUCUGCCGUGCACAGCGGGAACCCCAACGAGUUCAUCCGGGCGCCCGACAGCGAGAUCGAGAGGUUCAAGCACAUAGAGAAUUACCAGAGGAGAAAGUUUGCUGCUGUAUUAUCGAAACUGGAUGAGUCCGUGGGCAAAGUGGUUGUGUCCCUCCACGGGGCGGGACUGCUGAAUGAUACGAUCAUCUUGUUCACUACCGACAACGGCGGACCGGCGGCAGGCUUCAAUGACAACGCUGCCUCCAACUACCCCUUGCGAGGGGUGAAAGCUACGCUAUGGGAAGGUGGCGUGCGGGGCGCCGCGCUGCUAUGGAGCCCCCUGCUGCAGGCGAGGGCCCGCGUGGCGACACAGCUUGUGCACAUUGCUGAUUGGCUGCCUUCACUUAUCAGCGCGGCCGGUGGCGAUGCUAGCUUACUGAAGAACAUCGACGGACUAGAUUUGUGGAAUGAGUUGUCCAAGGACCAGCCGUCUAAGAGGACCUCCGUCGUCCACAACAUCGAUAACAAAGACGGGAGCGCCCUUACUAUGGAUAAUUGGAAACUACAUACAGGCUCGUCUUACAACGGCGCAUGGGACUCGUGGUACGGGCCGGCUGGACGGAAUGGCUCAUACGACCUGGACGCGGUGUACGGCGGGAAAGUCGGCACUAUCCUCGGCAAGAUGGGUCUUAUGCCCACGAGGGAGAAAGCUGGCCUACUUAGGAAAGCUGCUACUGUACAAUGUGGCAGCGAUCCAGAGGUGGUGUGUAAGCCACUGCAGAAUCCAUGCCUCUUCAACAUACGAGAUGAUCCCUGCGAACGGGUCAACUUGGCCAGCAAAAAUCCACAAAUUGUGCAAAGGCUUCUAGAGGAACUCCGCGUCUUGAAUCAGACUAUCGUGCCCCCAAACAAUAAGGCGGACGACCCACGCGGAGACCCCAAGUUCUGGGGGCGUGUGUUCACCAACUUCGGGGAUUAUGAGAUAGAAAACGGCUCGCAGUGCCGAUGAAACUGUUUUCACUUAUGGUCGCUUUUAUAUUAAACUUUACCGGUCGUCUGCGGCAAACGACACAAUUUUAUCGUCAGCCAAAACAGAAACUUCGGUUGGACUGGACAACCGAAAAUACAGUUUCGGUACAGCCUAGCUGACAUAAAAGGCUGGCUUAAGAGGGAAAAAUAUCUUUGCGAUCCUAGCGAAAUAACGGUAAUUUUUCUAUGAAAUUCCAUUUCGAGAGAAAACGUUUUCCACUAACUAAAUCUUUACAAAUCAAUUUGAUUUAGAUGUCGAUCGCUUCAGCAUAAUAUAUUCUAGGUUUAUAUGUUCCUUUCGCUUUAAAUAGGAAAACCUAUAAACGUAAUUUUUUAUUGUGUCAAUAACAUAUUAAAAAAUCAUGGGGAAUGUAAAAUGUUUAGAAGUGGAAAAACGUUUUCUCCUUUUGUAUGGACGAUCUCGAGAUAUACCUUUCUCUUAAGGGGAACGGCUAUGGUGGCGUUACAUCAAAUUGUGUAAAAAUAUUUUGUAUAAUGUUAAUACUCAGAGGGAUCUUACGCUGUCGCACACUUUCGUCUUAAGAGGCUGUCAAUACCUAAAGCGCGCACACUGUCUAUUUGUAUCGGAGUAAAUGAGAUAGCACUAUCGCAUGUUACUGGGCCUGGGCAAGGGAAUAAUAAGAAAAAUAUUUAAAUAAAAAAAAGUGGAUUAUUAGUGUAAUAUUUUACUCAAUAGCGGUUUAGAUAUAAAUGUUUUGAAAUUGUGAUUUUAAUUGCAGACCCAUAAGUCAAAACAAUAAAGACAUAGAACCGUUUAAUUGUGAUUUUAAGACCAAUCUUUGCAAUUAUUUUCUAUCGAGUCGAUUUCGUUCAAUCAUGUAUCGAGUACAACCACGGUCUUUGAAAUAUAAUUAAUAUGAACAUAUAUUUUUCUUACUUGACUAAAACAAAUAGUCUUUCUUAAAAAACUGUUUUAGUAAAAUCAAUUUCAAAGACAUUGGGUGUUGACAGCCUCUUAAGUACCUAUACCUAUGAUGGCUUCGAAUGACAUUCAGUGCAAGUGUGUGGAGCUUUUUAAUUAUGGAAGGUAGAGGCAAGGAACAAAAUCUCCUUAGGCAGAACUGUUGCAAAAGUGUCCAGCUGUCAGCAUAAAUAAUAGUUCCAAAUCUUUCCAGAGUAGCGCUAGAGUAGCUAAGAACCUAGGCGUUAUUGACGGAGCAUUGCAAAAAAGCAAUGCAAUGCAAUAUUCAAAACCUUGAAAUCUCAACGGUACAGUACAAGCAGUUAAAACUAGAGUUUGUACAUAUCACAUGCUUAAAAACCUGGAUUGCAUUUGUUUUUCAAGUUAAAAUUAAAUUGUUAUGAAGUGAGUGCUAUAAGUAAGUAAACUAAAUUAAACACA